ACUGAUUCUUUCUUGACCCUAGAGGUGUCGUUAAUUGCUAGGAUCUUUUCCUCGGGCAGGGGUUUUACCAGUAUUAAAAUUUAGCAGCUUUCAUGUCUGUGUAAGUAGGUGCAUUAUUUUUGUUUGUGAGUUGUACAUUGUUAACAUUAAAUUAUCAUUCUAGUUAACGAUGUGGCAGUCAUUGUGGGAAUCGGCUAAGAAUAAUCCCUUCGGAUCGCCAUUCAAUACGGCUCGCUGCGAACCUCUGAAGGCUGGAGAGAAGUUGCUGGUUGCACGCAGAAAUGUGGACGCAGCGAAUGCAGUUACAACCCCAGAAGAUAGCUGUGAGUUUGGUUCCAAUAAGUACUUUAUGUUAUGUGGAGUCGGUGGUAUUUUGUCUUGCGGUAUUACACACACGCUUGUGGUCCCCCUCGACUUGGUGAAAUGUAGAAUUCAAGUUAACCCCGAAAAGUACAAAGGAGUGUUCAACGGCUUCAAAGUCACGUUAAAUGAAGAUGGCUCCAGAGGCUUGGCCAAGGGCUGGGCACCCACAUUCAUUGGGUAUUCCAUGCAAGGGUUAUGCAAGUUCGGUUUGUAUGAGUUUUUCAAAGUGUUGUACUCAGACAUGCUGGGUGAAGAGAACAGCUACCUCUGGAGGACAUCGCUUUACCUCGCCGCAUCUGCAUCGGCGGAGUUCUUUGCAGACAUUGCUCUCAGUCCGAUGGAAGCAGCCAAAGUCCAGAUCCAAACCAAGCCAAACUUCGUGAGCACGCUGCGCGAGGCCGUGCCCAUCAUGCUGAAAGACGAAGGCGUGUACGGCUUCUACAAGAGCUUGGUGCCGUUGUGGAUGCGGCAGAUCCCCUACACAAUGAUGAAGUUUGCGUGCUUCGAGCGGACGAUCGAGCUGCUGUACAAGUACGUGGUGCCCAAGCCACGCGCUGAGUGCACCAAAGGGGAGCAGCUGGUGGUGACGUUCGCUGCAGGCUACAUCGCCGGCGUGUUCUGCGCUAUCGUGUCGCACCCGGCCGACACGGUCGUGUCCAAGCUGAACCAGGAGAAGGGCAUCAGUGCGAUGGGCGCGGCAAAAAAGCUGGGCUUUGGGGGCCUGUGGAAGGGUCUUGGCCCCAGGAUCGUGAUGAUCGGCACGCUCACGGCUGCGCAAUGGUUCAUCUACGAUGCUGUGAAGGUGUGGCUGCGUCUUCCGCGGCCGCCCCCGCCCGAGAUGCCGGAGUCCCUCAAGCAGAAGCUCGCGGCCAAGGAACAGUGAAGCAUGUCGCAGACCAUCAAACAUUGCUUCAGGGACGUAGUAAACCUGUUAAUUUCGGGCCGUUAACAUUUUAGGACAAGUUCUAUUUACAGCACUCUUCCCAAGGAAUUCUCAACAUUGAAUUUAUCUAAGUUCAGUGUUGUAAGUCACUUGGCUGUAGUUCUACUGCAUUUCUGAUGGUAUUUUGUUUCGGAAAUGUUCUGUGUAAUUUCAGGCAUGUUUACUCAUUUAGAAACCAGUUUUCUAAUUGCAUUUUUCAAUCUUCUGCAUUCUUGUUAGCUGGAGGUAAGUGUCUACCUGCAGUAGCCAUAGGCAAUCAUUUCUUGGAAGGAAGGGUAGAAUAUUGGUUGGGCGAGCAUAGUUUUGGCUGAUUAUUAAACUGGAAGCUGGUAACUUCAUGAAAUGGUGUGUGUUUCUCAACUUUGCUACCAUGGGACAUUUACAGGAAUCCAGAUAGUGUACUCUGUUUGCUCCUAGCUUACCAAUGCAGGUUGUACAAAUUUGUACGCUACAUCAAAUUUGUCAAGUAUUUAUUUUUCAAUUAUAUAAAAAAAUUAUUACACUUAUUAUAACUGAUUCAAAAUUCAUUUGGAACAGUUUUAAUUUUUGUUACCAGCUGCUAAGGAGGAUGAAGAUACAUAAUAAUAUAAUAAUGUGAAUUUAACAUAAAUUGUACAUCUAUAAUCAAGCUUAAUGAUUUUAUAAUUUUAUGUAGCAAUGCUACUAUGCAAGCUGUAACUUAACGUUUUCUUCUGAUGAAGUUGCAAGUAGAGCAUAAUGAGAUUUGAGUAGAUGUCAAAUGUUCUAUAGUUAAGUACUAAACAGUUGAUCAAAUGCUCUUAUGAGAUUGGGUUUUUUUUGUGCUGUUCUUUAAUUGUAAGGGUGUAUUCUUUGUCAAUACAAUAAGGGUCAGUUAUUUAUUAAAAGAUAGUACCAUAACUCCUCAAAUACUUCAAGGCUGGAUGAAAGUGACUAGUCUUUUCAUGAAAGGUGGCUAUGGCGAUCCUGCAUUGUUCUUUGCAGCAAUUUGAAGUUCAAUAAAUAAAUGCACUUUUCAAGGGUCCUUUAGGCUAAAGGGCCUUAUGUAUUCUGAAACAGCCUUGAUGUAAACGUAUGCAUUCCUUUUUCUUGCAUUUAUUUUGCGCUAUUAAUUUGUUAACUUUUCUUCCAUGUAUAAAAACACAUUUACUUACAUUCCAAUUUCUUUUUGAUUCUGUGAUGGUUUAUUUAUUAAAUUCAUCCUUUCAUUGAGAUGUUUGAUGGUUGAUACGCAUUGUUGUUACUUAGGGAUUAGUGUGUAUGCUUGUUGAGAGAUGUAAAUAAAAUAAUUCACCUCUUAA
Molecule: messenger RNA, 2586 nt
Organism: Bacillus rossius redtenbacheri
Lineage: Eukaryota; Metazoa; Arthropoda; Insecta; Phasmatodea; Bacillidae
Product: solute carrier family 25 member 3-like
Exons: 1
Coding region: 170-1246 (358 amino acids)
Biological process (GO): mitochondrial phosphate ion transmembrane transport
Cellular component (GO): mitochondrial inner membrane
Molecular function (GO): phosphate transmembrane transporter activity
Source: RefSeq, a predicted model, not a curated record